Thamnophis elegans (Western terrestrial garter snake) is the source of this 5462-nucleotide messenger RNA. RefSeq names its product cullin 5 (gene CUL5). The record is from RefSeq and is a predicted model, not a curated record. Gene Ontology annotation, cellular component: SCF ubiquitin ligase complex; Cul5-RING ubiquitin ligase complex. Gene Ontology annotation, molecular function: ubiquitin protein ligase binding. Lineage: Eukaryota; Metazoa; Chordata; Lepidosauria; Squamata; Natricidae. The transcript has 19 exons. Gene Ontology annotation, biological process: protein ubiquitination; SCF-dependent proteasomal ubiquitin-dependent protein catabolic process. The coding region runs from base 392 to 2734 and encodes 780 amino acids.
GUCUCUCCUCCGGAUUUGGACUUGCCUCUCCUCGGCACCGCAUCAUGCGGGCUUGGCCGGCCCCUCGCGAGGAGCCGGAACGCCGCUGCCGCCGCCGCUAUUCCAGCCGCCAGACCCCGGACUCCCGCGGGGCCGCCGUCGCCAUGAGGCGCUGAGAACCGCGGCCCGCAGGAAAGCCCGGGAGGCCGCUCCGCCGCCGAGCAAGCCGUCAAAGCCGAGAGUCGAACCUCGCCUGGCCGCUCGCUCGCUCCCUCUCCCGCCCGCGGCCCGUCCGAGACCAUGUAAACCGGAGACCGGCUAAAGCCCGAAGGCCGGCCCCGAAGAGCGGGGAGGGCGCCGGAGCUGCUGGCUCGGGAAGGCCCGGAGCGCGCGUGGGUUGGGGGGGAAGAACAUGGCGACGUCUAAUCUCUUAAAGAAUAAAGGGUCACUUCAGUUUGAAGACAAGUGGGAUUUUAUGCGCCCAAUUGUUUUGAAGCUUUUACGCCAGGAAUCUGUUACUAAACAACAAUGGUUUGAUCUAUUUUCAGAUGUCCAUGGAGUUUGUUUGUGGGAUGAUAAAGGCCCAGCGAAAAUACAUCAGGCCUUGAAAGAAGAUAUCCUUGAUUUUAUUAAGCAAGCACAAGCGAGGGUGCUCAGCCACCAAGACGAUACUGCAUUACUGAAAGCCUAUAUUGUAGAAUGGCGUAAAUUCUUCACACAAUGUGAUAUCUUACCCAAGCCAUUUUGUCAGUUAGAGAUUACUCUCAUGGGUAAACAAGGCAGCAAUAAAAAAUCCAAUGUAGAAGACAGUAUUGUACGGAAGCUCAUGCUAGAUACCUGGAAUGAGUCCAUAUUUUCAAACAUAAAAACUCGCCUUCAAGACAGUGCAAUGAAGUUGGUCCAUGCUGAACGGUUAGGAGAAGCAUUUGACUCUCAACUUGUCAUUGGUGUUAGAGAAUCUUAUGUUAAUCUGUGUUCCAAUCCUGAUGAUAAACUCCAGAUUUAUCGGGAUAAUUUUGAAAAAGCAUACCUAGAUUCAACAGAGAGAUUUUAUAGAACUCAAGCCCCUUCAUAUUUGCAGCAGAAUGGCGUACAAAACUAUAUGAAAUAUGCAGAUGCUAAACUAAAGGAAGAAGAAAAAAGAGCACUACGAUAUUUAGAAACAAGGCGUGAAUGUAACUCUGUAGAAGCACUUAUGGAGUGCUGUGUAAAUGCUUUGGUGACCUCCUUUAAAGAGACAAUUUUAGCUGAAUGCCAAGGCAUGAUCAAACGCAAUGAAACGGAAAAAUUACAUUUAAUGUUUUCUUUGAUGGAUAAAGUUCCUAAUGGAAUAGAGCCUAUGUUAAAAGAUUUAGAAGAGCAUAUUGUUAAUGCUGGAUUAGCAGAUAUGGUAGCAGCUGCAGAAACUAUUACUACUGAUUCUGAAAAAUACGUAGAACAAUUACUUACACUGUUUAAUAGAUUUAGCAAAUUAGUUAAAGAAGCUUUUCAAGAUGACCCAAGAUUUCUUACUGCUAGAGAUAAAGCAUAUAAAGCAGUGGUUAAUGAUGCUACAAUAUUUAAACUUGAAUUACCAUUGAAACAGAAGGGUGUUGGAUUGAAGACACAACCAGAAUCCAAAUGUCCAGAGUUACUUGCAAAUUAUUGUGAUAUGUUAUUAAGAAAAACACCACUAAGCAAAAAAUUAACCUCUGAAGAAAUUGAAGCAAAACUUAAAGAAGUGCUAUUGGUACUCAAGUAUGUACAGAACAAAGAUGUUUUUAUGCGAUACCACAAAGCUCAUUUAACAAGGCGUCUUAUAUUGGAUAUAUCAGCAGACAGCGAAAUAGAAGAGAACAUGGUUGAAUGGCUGCGAGAAGUGGGUAUGCCAGCAGAUUAUGUAAAUAAAUUGGCAAGGAUGUUUCAGGAUAUUAAGGUAUCUGAAGAUCUCAAUCAGGCCUUCAAGGAAAUGCACAAAAAUAAUAAACUGGCCCUCCCAGCUGAUUCUGUGAAUAUUAAAAUUUUAAAUGCUGGGGCUUGGUCCAGAAGUUCUGAAAAAGUUUUUGUAUCACUGCCAACGGAAUUAGAAGACCUUAUCCCCGAGGUUGAAGAGUUCUACAAAAAGAACCACAGUGGCAGGAAGCUUCACUGGCAUCAUUUAAUGUCCAAUGGAAUUAUAACUUUCAAGAAUGAAGUUGGCCAGUAUGACUUGGAGGUUACUACGUUUCAAUUGGCUGUGCUUUUUGCAUGGAAUCAAAGACCCCGAGAAAAAAUUAGCUUUGAAAACCUUAAACUAGCAACAGAACUUCCAGAUGCUGAGCUUAGGAGAACUUUAUGGUCUCUUGUCGCAUUUCCAAAGUUGAAACGUCAAGUUUUGCUGUAUGAACCUCUAGUCAAUUCACCCAAAGACUUUACAGAGGGAACUCUCUUCUCAGUGAACCAGGAGUUCAGCUUAAUAAAAAAUGCUAAAGUUCAAAAAAGAGGUAAAAUAAACCUUAUUGGUAGACUGCAGUUAACAACAGAGAGAAUGAGGGAAGAAGAGAAUGAAGGGAUAGUCCAGUUAAGAAUAUUACGAACCCAGGAGGCUAUCAUCCAAAUAAUGAAAAUGCGGAAGAAAAUUACUAAUGCUCAACUUCAGACUGAAUUAGUAGAGAUAUUAAAAAAUAUGUUCUUGCCACAGAAGAAAAUGAUAAAAGAGCAAAUUGAAUGGCUUAUAGAACACAAAUAUAUCCGAAGAGAUGAAUCUGAUAUCAAUACGUUUAUAUACAUGGCAUAGCUUAAGGAUUUACUGGAAAAGGCCAAGAAAUGUGCAUUGGGAGUGGUUUGGGCAGAAAAAAAUAUACAAGAAGACUGUGCUGUAAAAGGACUUGACCUGCAUUACUUACUCAAAUUCCUGCCUUACCUUACCAGAGGACUUCAUUUUGUCAAUCUCUCUCUCUCCUUUUUUUUUCCAGUUAGCAUGAUGGUGUUCCCCUCAUCUUGUGCACAUUUUUAACAGCAUGCUGGUUUUGUGGGGAAACAACAUUCACAGAGAGCCCAUUGUGAGAAUGUUAGGAUUUGAUUUGCACCUGGAAGAGAACAAAAUCUGGGAUUUUUAUAUUACAGAACUUGCACAAAGAAAAAAAAAUUCAGAUAUUCACGCACUGAAAAACUUGCUAGUUUUCAUUUUCACAUAAAAAAGAGAGAAGCAAAUAGAUUAGAUGUAGCACUUCACACUUUGUGCUUUGGAACAACUGCCUAAAUGUACUGUCCUCCUUUUGAUCUCUUCCCCAUGUAUAAUAUUUGAACAACACACAAAUGCAUCACAUCUAUAGAUACAUAUUUAUCUGUUAGCUUAAACAAGUGCUUCAGUAUGAAAAUUGGAUUGGAAUACUGGGAUGCUAGUAAUCCUAACAGGAUAUAUUACAUAUGUCAUAUAGUUUGCUUCAAUCUCCCCCCUCCCUCCUUUUUUAAUAUUCACUUUAUUCAUCGAAAGAUGUGUUUGUAGUGGAAAAAAAUAUUAAAUGUAUUUGUUAUACAUUUAAUAUUGAUAUUCACUACUUAGUAUGCUUUCAGAAAAGUAAUGCAUUAAACAUAACCAGUACACAGUUCCCUCAAAAUUGUUACAUUUUGACAAUUCUUAUAUAUACCUUUAUUUAUUUGAAAAUAACUAAACGUAUGUUUUUACACGUAAUCAUACUCUGAAGAAAAAAAGUGUGGAAGAAGGCAUGUCUUUUUGUCCAGUUUGACCAGAUAACAGAUUGAUCAAUUGCAUAGGCUGUUCACUUACUCUACCAACAACAGUCGUACCAUAGCCCCAUAAGUUUAGUGGGAUGUAUCAAACCCACCAUUAGUUGAAGGCCCUUUUCUCCGUUCCUUAAAAUUAAUCUGCCUCAGAUUUAAGUGAAGAAACAAAUACUAAGGCUGUGAAAUAUAGUUUAAUCUAUAGAAAGCAAAAAAAGUACAGAAUUUCAGAUUAAAAUAAAUGCUAGUAAAGGACUCCCAAGUUUUUAGCUUCUCUAAAUGAUUUCCUACUGUGCCAUAUUGCUAGCCCCUCUUUGCAAAGCUACGUUUGAAAUUUUAGCAGUGCAUACGAGUUUUGUCAUCUUUCAGUUGUUACAUUAGACUAUGGCUGCUAAUUGGUAGAAAAGUAAGAUCAAGACAGCGUAAUUGUGGGCCAAAUGAAUUUAGCAGUGCCAGGAAUAUAAUCCAGUGGAAAUGGAAAUCAGUUCAGGCUGUAAGGUUUUCUUUUUCUGAUUUCUCGUCUGUACUCCCUUGUAUACAAUCUUCCUAAGUAAAUUCUUAAAAAGUGCAUGAUAUGUCCACAGGGGAAGGAAAAUUCGUCCCCAUCCUCCAAAUUGGAAACUGAACUUUGAAUUCUGCCUCAAAACCUUGCACUGAUGCACACAUGCAGAUUAUAACUUCCACCUGUAAUGAAUGUCCCAGGGUUAGGUUGAGAGAACCCUACCAUAUUGCAGUGGAGAAUUGCAGACAUUCGUGGUUAUGAAAAAAGCAAGUAAAUGAAGACAGGGUGCUGACCUGAAGUUUCAUCUUCUGUAUUUAUGUGCAUUUUUUAUUACUUGUAGAACAGAGAUUAAUAUUUUUUAAAGCGCUGCAAAUUUAACAUAGGAUUGUUAAAAAUCUCAAUUUCAAAAUGUUGUGAAUAAAAGUCAGAAAAAAGUUGUAUAUAUUAUCCAACAUUCAAUAUAUGCUAAAGGAAAAAAAACUAAAAUUGAUUUACCAAGAAGUCUUUUGUACAUGCUACAAGAUUUCCAAAACUGCAUUUGAUUUGGAAAUAAAGUUAGAAAUGGGUAGAAAAAGACAAAAAGUUUUUUUUAGAAAGUAUGUACAUAUUUCUAAAAUUCUUUGGUAGAGUCCUUUUGACUUUGCUUCCUGUUACUUUGGCUGUGAAAGGAGCAGGCAUGCGGCAUUGAAUAUCCAACCAGCCCUAAACCUCAUAUUUAAUGACGUCCAAAUGCUAGCAAUCUGACUUUCAGAAUGAUUUCAUUUCUUAGCAGGGCAAGUCUUUUAAAAGUUACAUUUUGUGUCUGACUUCUAACUUCCUUUAGGUUUAAUGAAUAGCUCUUCAGAAUUACCUCUCUCUGCACUUCCUUUUGCCUCUUGGAAACAGAGAUAACUGAUGCAGUGUAAGAGAUAUUUUUUGAAGGGAAAAUUGCUAGGCACCCCAGGUACACAUGGAAUAGUUUUUGGAGCACUCGUGUGCCUGGAUGUUGCUAAUGGAAGACUGUCCUUAUUUACAUUAAAAAUAUUCAUUACUUGUGUCUUACCUUUUAUACCCAUUUCAUUCAUAAUUUAAGUGAGUUCAAAGCCAGAAAAUAUAACGAACAAUAUGCUAUAAAUCCUAGUUUCAGUACUUAAUACAAAUUGGAAUACAUGCCAUGUGAAACAUGAUUCAAAACUCACACCAGCAAUUUUCUUCCAGCUGCAGCAUCACAUUUAGCAUUUCUGCUCGGACACUUUCAACAAGAUGCCCUUAAGGCGAACUUUGUUGUGAAGGUAGCUAC